AUGAUACACUAUUCUUCUGCAGAACCAGCUCAAAAAUGUCACAACCUUACUCCAGAUCCUCUCCUUGUACGAGAAAGCUUCAGGGCAACGAAUCAACUCACAAAAAUCAGGAAUCACCUUCUCAAACCAGCCCCCCUACUAUUGAAGGAAAAAAUAAAAACGGAGUUGGGCAUUGAAAAGGAGGGUAGAGCAGGGAAAUAUCUUGAUGUCCCAGAACACUUUGGAAGAAAGAAACGAGACCUCUUUACCUCCAUUGUGGAAAAGAUAAAACAGAGGACGGCUAGCUGGUCCACAAGAUACUUAUCCCCCGCAGGGAAGAUGACUCUCCUCAAGUCUGUUCUAGAAGCCAUCUCUAACCACACUAUGCAAUGCUUUAAGCUUCCCCAAUCCCUUUGUAAAAGAAUUCAGUCGGCUUUGACUAGAUUUUGGUGGGAUCCUAAAGCUGGAGUUCAAGGGAUGUCUCUUGUAUCUUGGACGACAAUGACUAAAUCUAAGCGUGACGGAGACUCAGGCUUUAGAGAAAUACAGAGCUUUAAUUAUGCACUGCUGGCUAAAGUGAGCUGGCGGAUUUUAAACUCACCAACAAGCCUCUUAGCACGCGUCCUGGCUGGCAAAUACUACCAUGAUCAAGACUUCCUCACUGUCAAUCCACCUGCAGCUUGCUCUCAUGGAUGGAGGGGUAUUCUAAUUGGGCGAGACUUACUUAAAGAGCAUCUAGGCUGGGCUAUUGGAGACGGGAGAAGUGUACUGGCAUGGCAAAACUCAUGGCUUUUCUCGGAAUUAGGUGGAGUACCAAUGGGACCUAUAACAGAGGAAGCCCUGAACCUGAAAGUCUCUGAUCUCUUCAAACACCAGUCAAGGGAAUGGGACACGGAGAAAGUUGAUAUGCAUUUCUCACUAAUCUCUUCUUCCAUCAGAUCAAUCAUGCCAACUACCCAGGCUACUCAAGAACCUACUCAAGAAUGGAUCAAAGAGCUAUGGAAUGUUGAGAUGUCCCCUAAGCUAAAGCUCUUAAUCUGGAAAAUUCUAUAUGGCGCUCUCCCUGUUUGGAAUUUGGUACCUUUUGCAGGAAACAUUGAUUGGUCUCAGGUCUCAUCCUUUGAUAGAGGCUGGAGUCUAGCUCUAAAAGCAACGAAACGCAGAUUCUCAGCUCAGGAAAGAAUUACAAAAGCUAUCUGUGACGCUAAAGAAUGGAAAGAAGCCCAACCUGUGUUACCACCGAAGAAUAAAAAACCGCAAGCUUCACAAUCGUCGAGAAUUGAAGUCAUCUGUCGAUCUGAUGCUGCGUGGAAGAAGGAAAUCAAGGCUGCUGGUCUAGCGUGGACCUUCAGUGAUCUUAGUAAUGAGAUAUUUUACUCUCACACUGUUACUUGUAUGCUUGUGAUCUCGUCUCUUGUGGCGGAGGGACUAGCAAUGCGUUCGGCGAUGGAGCAAGCAAUUGAUCUCCAAUUGAAGAAGGUGAUGUUCGAAUCUGACUCCCUCCAAUUGAUCUCCUCGAUUGAAGGCUCAUCAGACUUUGCAUAA
Raphanus sativus (radish) is the source of this 1524-nucleotide messenger RNA. RefSeq lists its product as uncharacterized. Gene Ontology annotation, molecular function: nucleic acid binding; RNA-DNA hybrid ribonuclease activity. The record is from RefSeq and is a predicted model, not a curated record. The transcript has 4 exons. The coding region runs from base 1 to 1524 and encodes 507 amino acids. Lineage: Eukaryota; Viridiplantae; Streptophyta; Magnoliopsida; Brassicales; Brassicaceae.